AAGUCCGCACGCCAGUAGUUCCGAAACGCUCGUCGCGCGAGGACCGCAUCGCCUCGCGCUCCCGUGCAGCCCCGAUAUUUAUACUCUGUCUCGCACUCGCGCUCUUUCUCUCCGUCGAAAAUAACCGGUGCACCAACGGACUUCCCGGAGCUCUCGCACGCCCACUUCGCUCUGCCUCUGUGUGUGUGUACAAAGAACCAGUUUGCGCGCGAAUCGCGACUCACCUGCUCUCUCGGCGGCCGCUUUGAUCCGCCGCCGCAUUUUCCGCGCUCGCGUGUGUGACUUGACUCUGCAUCGGCGGCGAGAAAGUUUUGUUUAUAUACUCUGUGUGUGCGCGCGUGUGUGCCAGUCAACUCGAGAACUCGCAGCUCGCGCAGUGAUGCUGUAAGCCAGCGAGCGGCCAGCCAGAGCUCCGACGAAUCUCCGUGCACUGACUGUCGAGUGAAACCGCGCCGAGUAACCAUAAGCAUACAUGGCCGUCAUGGCUCGAGUACCGAUGCUCGCGGCCCUGAUGCUGCUGCUGUCGCUGCACCUCGGCCUCGGCGUCGAGGUGCCCGAGGGCCCGAACGUCCCGGUGACGAGUAGCAGCGAUGGCGACGACAUAACGAUACUUCACUGCUGCCAGCCGGGCUACGAUCUGCUGAGCGAGACCAAUCAGACCUGCGUCAAGUCGGCCAACUCGUACUACACCGAAGUCUACUCGCCGGCCAAGCAGAGCCUGGUGAGCUUUGCAUCCACCGGCUGGUCUACGCGCUACGGCAUACGGCCCGUUUGCGCCGGCUCGAGCAGUCUGCACUUCCUCAAGGCAAGCAAGAUCGACCCGUUCACCCUCGACGAGGACAACGGCAACCUCCUGUACGAGCUGAGGAUCUUCGUGCCUACCAACCAGUACUGCGUCGGCCUCGCGCACGCUCUCGCUUGCCUGCCCAACAACGACGAGAGCUUCCAGGCCGCCGCCACCAUGAGGCCUCGAAUCAGGAAGUGCUGCGGAAACAACGCCGACUACAUUGACUCGAAGAAUUCGUGCGAGGUGAGCGGCAGCAGCUCGACGCUGGAAGACGAGCGAGAACAGCUGCUGGGCAACAACAACCAUAACGGCAGCAGCGACAACCACACCGCCGGUAUGGAAAUCAUCAGCGGCUUCCCCGUCUGCCAGGAGCAGGCCGACAACUUCACGAUUCUCGCCGAGCUGAGGGACACGCUGCUACUGCCCAACGCCAGUCUGCUCGUCAACGAGCAGCUAGUGCCCUCCGAAGAGUUCUGCAUCGAGCGCAUCAGACACAACGGCAAGCAGGGUCAACACGCCAAAGUCUUCGCGUGCUCCAAACACGCCUCCAAGGGCUCCGGACCCGAGGCCAAGGACAUCCGAUUCACCUUGUACCCGGUGGGCUUCAUAAUCAGCGCUAUCUUCCUGGCGGCGACGUUGGCGACCGGCUUCCUACUGCCGGCAUCCCAUCACGUUCUCCACUGGAGAUGCCAGACCUAUCACGUCGCCUGCCUCAUGUUCGGCGAUAUCACCAUGGCUGCGAUACAACUUGCAGGGAAUUCGCUCAAGGGCGAUGACUGGAUCUGUCCUUUUCUCGCAAUCAUGGCGCACUUCUGCUUCCUGGCGACGUUCUUCUGGCUCAAUACGAUGUGCUUCAACAUCUGGUGGACCUUCAGGGACUUGAGACCGGCGAGUCUGGAGAAGGGCCAGGAGCUGCUGCGACUGAGGUUCUACGGAGCUUACGCCUGGGGCGGUCCGCUCAUCGUCGCCGGGCUGGCCAUCUUCCUCGACAAUCUUCCCGAGACGCCUGGCGAGACCUUCCUCAGGCCUCACUUUGGCCAGAAGAUGUGCUGGUUUGCUGAUGACAUGGAGAUCCUGGCUUACUUCUACGGGCCGAUCGGCGUACUGCUGGCGAUAAAUCUCAUCUUUUUCGCGGCGACCGCUCGUGAAUUGACGUGCGGCCUGUGGAAAGGCGAGUUCGUAAAGAGCACAACUGAAAGAUCGCGCGCCAUUCCGAGGACGAACGAAAGCGCAAGAGAUCGCAGUAAUCGUAGAGCCGCGCUGGGCAAGGUCUGCCUGAAGCUCGUGGUGGUGAUGGGCGUGCCGUGGAUCUUCGAGGUGAUCUCCUGGAUGGCCGGCGGCCCGGCUUUUCUCUGGUACGUCACGGACCUCUGCAACGCCGCCCAGGGCGUCCUCAUCUUCAUCGUCGUCGGCUGUCAGCCGCAGGUGCGCGCGGCCCUCAAGCGCUUCUGGUCCCGCAACCCUCGCGCCAACGCCAACCGGCAGGGCAACGGGCUCAGCACCACUAGUCACGGCAUGCCCAGCAUGGGCGAUAGCGUCACCCAGAACCCCAGCACCAAGACCGCGCCGCUGGAGACCAUUUGCUAAUCCGUGCAGGCGUCACCAGCCGCUGUUGCGUUCCGCUCUCUCGCGGUACGCGAGUACUGACGUUUGCGCGAGCUCUUUUUACGCGAGAGCCAAGCUCCGAUAACGAGAGAGUGAGCGCGUUUUACUAGCAGCCAGAAAAAGAGAUUCGGCUUUUACGGCUGGAUCGAUACGGCCCAGUCCGAUUUUUUACCGCCGCGAGAUAAAGCGGCGUUUCGGAGAGUCGGCGCUUUUGAAGCUCGCAUCGAUCGCGCUCUUCAAACGGGCGUAAGAGAUCGACUUUUUCCCCGCUGCAGUGUUGUAUUGACGAAAAUGCCUCGCGUUCAUCGAGAGCCGCAAGCGAAAUAGAGACAGGAGAUAAUUGCGGGGGAAACGCGAAACUUCGCCUCGAAAAAGGAUAGCGCGCUUCGACUUUUCCGACGCUGCAGAUCGAUUUACCCGCGACGACGAUGUAUGGAACAGUUGCGAGCGCUACAUUUGAAAUUCCCGCGCUGCGCGUUGCGGGAUUUCGCUGCGUUUCUCAUCACCCGGCGGACCUAAAGAUUUCUCUUCUUUUACCAAAUUCAAAGGCUCGCGUGUCUUGAGUUGGAUCUUUGUCAAUAAAUACACGGUCGGGUGCAUGCGUUUUUUUUAGCAAAGUCGAAACGACAAAUAUGAAAAGAAUCGGAACUAUUUUAUUCGUGUGAUCUAGGCUAUUCAAAGGAUGACAAAUCUUUACGUCCGCCGUCGAGGAAUUUCUUUCGAGUCAACGAUCAACGAGAUCAAAACGAUUAUUAAUUUUAAGAAGAAAGUCCGACCACUCUCUAUUAUAUGAUGCCCAUUUGUUCUGUAUUUCUUACUUUUUAACCCACUUCUGUAAAUAGUUAAGAUGUUUUCGCGAACCUAAGACUUCUAUGUGAUCAGUUUCGAAAAAGUCAACUGUCUGUAAGAUGCGAAUUUUCGUUCUACUGUAUGCACGUUUUCUAGUUUUAUACACGUCGACCUAAAGAGCCAACUUUUCUUUUUACACCCGCGAAAACCACGCGACAUGAAGCUACGCAAAUUUCCAAAAGCCUCGUUUCACACGUCGAAAAAACUAUGUAUUCAUGCACUUGCAAAACUCUUGCAUGGAAAUAGGCUUAGCGCUUUAUUUCGCUCAUUUCUGUCGCGCGGUUCGGCGACGAGCGCAACCGCGGUAUAAUUUCCAAAGGGCUGAUGAACAAAAACGGAAAAAAGAAUAUCUUCGACGGCGCGGUUUCCUCCGAAAGCUUUUUCGUCGUUCCCCACCAGGCUCGCGCGCGCGCGCGCGUUUUUCAAAUCGUUUUCACGAGUACAGUCAGGUGUGGCGCGAGCAAGCAAGUGAGAGGGACGACACGAUUCAUCCUUUCGAUGUCCGGCCCUUAGCAUAAAUUUGCAUAAGAGCCGCGCGCAAUUGCACUCGCUCUCCCGCUAUGGCGAUUUGCAUAUUUACAGGCUGGACGACGCAGGGAGUCCUCGUAGUCGUGCCCUAUCGAACUUUGCGCGCAAAGAGCCGAAGUCGCACUGGUUCAAUCUUUUUUUCGGAGCUGCGGCUGGAAACGCGCCUGACUACACUACACUGCCCAUUAGGACUCGAUUAAUGUUUAUCUUUUUGGUUCGGUACGUCGGUGGGAUCGAAAUUAGUUUGGCUUUUUAAUGUGAAAAUAUCGCGUGUUUGGAAGAUUUUUACUUGUUUUUGUCUUGUGAAAACAUUUUUUAAGAGAAAUCGUAUACUCAAUUUUUAUAUAAAGUUCAAGUCCAAUCUUUUUUACUUCGAUGAUAGAAAGCUUUUUAAGAUAGGACUGUAAAGAUACUUUAGUAGGAGAAGAAGCACACCGCCAAAAAAGAAGUCGAAAAGUUUGUUUUUAAAAAUAGCGAUCUAUCGCGUCCCUGUAGUGUAUGCACUUGCACGACUCGAUGGGAGCUUUUGGACGUCAUCUAUACCCAACGUUAUUGUACACCUAUACCACUUUUUUACUAUCGUUCUUUUAACAAGCGGGAAGAAGCCGGAUUUGUACAGUUCGUAGCGUAUAUAAAUGUAAUUACACGUAGAGUACGAUAAAAAAGCAACUUUUAUUGAUAGACAUUCGUGACAAUAAAAAACGACAUAAGUAAGAAAGAGAAUCGCUCGGACGCGUUAUCGAGGCCGACGUGUCUGGUGGAUCGUUCGGGAUUGAAAUAGCCUCCUCCCCGUCUCUCUUCUAUUGUGUACACGGACCGUAAAUUUAGACGAUCGAGCUCUCUCUCUCUCUCUCUCUCUCUCUCUCUCUCUCUCUCUCUCUCGGAACAUCGAUGGAAAGAAGAGCUCGAUCUCUCGUAUGCUUCUAUUCUGUACUAAUUUCGUAAGACAUUUUUCCGAAUUUACUAGAGACGAUCCACGAUUCGCUCGGUCGACCUCGCGACCGGCUGAUUUCGUAAAGGGAAUUCAAUGCCUUUUCAAAUUGCCUUGCUCACGUGGUGUUCACUCGUGCCGAAUUGUAUCUUCAAGCUUCAGCGGAGUCGAGGGCCCCAUGCGAUCUUCGCGAAUCGUCAAAAUGUCUCUUUAGUUAUAUCCGUAAUAAUAUUCAAUUUAAAAACACGCGCGAGAGAGCUAAAUUACAUCCGCCGUAGGCUUUUCAAAAAUAAGUUAUGUAUCCGUAGCUUGCAGUAAACUUUUUCAAGCUGGCUGUAAUAUACGUGCUAAUGAAUAGCUUACAAAUCGUCCGAAUCUGCAUUUAGAGAGAGAAUAAAUUCGAAUUUCUUAUUGCCGGUACUAAAGUUUUUCUCUCUCAAUGUCGCGCAAACCGACGCGCGAAUGACUUAUUAAACUUUAAUAGCAAGGUCGAAUGGAUGUACACUUCUCUCUCUCUCUCUCUCUCUCUCUCUCUCUCUCUCUCUCUCUCUCUCUCUCUCUCUCCGUAUGCAGCUUUGCUUUCAAAGGUGCAUCCGUCGUAAAUUACGCGUCUGACUUAUACAACACACUUGAGCUUCCCGCGCGAGCGAGUGAAAUACGCACACCGAGAUUAACAUUUUUCCGGCCAUUAAAUGCUCCUUGUCGCGUGUAUACAUCUAUUAAUAUUUAUCGUUCCUCUUUCGAGUAUAAACGUGCUUUCGAACUCUUUUUUAGACGCGUUUACAAAACGGGUGAUAUCGAUGAAAUUGACAGUAUCAUUUAAAAACUAGGAAAAAAUAAAAAAAGUGAGAAUAUUCGUGCUCUACAUCGUUUAUAACGUGUGAGCCGCACGCGCGCGUGCGGUUUACGAUGUCGCACAAUGGCUCGCUUUUGACGAUUCGCGAGGCUUGAUGAUAAAAAAAGAGAAAAAAAUAACGUGGCCCAUUCUCUCGCCGACACUUUGGGUAUACGAGCACGAAGCGGUUAAAGUGUCCACUAUUGUCGAAGGUGCGUUUACGAUCAAGUACUUUUCUGCACAUGCACGCGUGUAUUAUACACUGCGCAUUAGGCUUUGUUAUUUCGCGCGACUCUCGUCGUUGGAAUACUCAGCUCGACUUUUCUCUUUUCAUUUGGUAUAACGAGCAUUUUCCCUCCAAAGACUCUUUAAAGCUCGACUGGAGCUUGUAUUCAGCUUUAUUUUGUUUUUCUUAUAAACACGUUUCACACGAUCGUAGACACAUCUUGCGAGUUACGUAGAUUUACGAUUGCGGCUGCGGUGAGGACUUACGUGAAUCGUCGCCACUUCGAGGCGGGAAGAGAAAAAAAACUGGCGCACGUGUAUCACACAGGGUACAACCACGAAACAUACUUCGAAUCGAGCACUGAGAAACAAUUACACUGCGGUCGAUUCGUAUAUACAAUAGAUCGACGUCCUUGUCACUUUGAAUUAAAGCGCACACUGCCAAUGCCCUGAACACUGUUACGCAAAGAAACCCAGCUGAAGGAUGUCGAUUCGCGCAAGCCACCUCACCGCAAGUAGCAAAAAACCGUCAGAUUUGUUAUCGUAAGAGCAGUUAUGUAUAGGUGGGUAGAGUUUAGCGUUAGAAUGUCAGUCUUAUUAAACAUUAUGUGUACACGUCUGUAUUUGUAGUUGUACGUUCUUCAGGUGCAUUCGAACAAGAGACUGAAUAACACUGUAGGACACGUGGAGAGCACAGAACAAUACUUUGACGUAUCCAUCGGCACAGAACAGAAUGCCCCAUGCGUCGCGCGGUUAAUCGAUUUUCCUUAUCCUUUCGUUUUCUUUUAAUACCUUUUGUACGCAGAGCGAAUUUUUUCAAUGUUUUAGGCGACUUCGUGAUCGUCUUGCUUUUAUACCCGAGAGAGAAUGUGAAAAACGAACCGGCAGCGCAUGGGACAUUUAUAUUCCGGAUUGAAACAGGUCGUCUGCCCCCAAUAAUUUGAACGAUAAGUGGUAAAACACUAACGAUAAAGUAGGCAUUUAGUUCCUUACGUUAAGUAGCGACAAAUAUGUGAUACACAGAUAAAAGAGGCAGCGCGAGUCGGUGCGUGCGAAUCUCGCGUAGGCGUCGAGUAAUCGCAAUCAGUUGAACGACUUAAAACAUCUGAAAUUAUUAAUUCCAUCAAUUCGAAAUCCAACAGUCAAGUGCUCGGCUCUCGAGCGGCGAGAAGCUUCCAACUAACUUCGAAAUCGUUCGAGAGCCGCACGACACGAACUUCAGCACUUAAUCAAAUCACGUGACUUCAAAGAGCAAACAAAAUCUCGCGAAAAAAAAUGUACGAGCGUGACCAAGCCGUGUCUGGGUAUAAUCAACAAGUGGCAAAUUCGAGCCGCCGAGCCGUAUAAGUAUUAAUGCGAGGCGACUUCUCGCCGAAAGAGAAAAAGCGCAAAAAAAGAGCGAGCGCUACGGCAUACGUAUACACGCUCGUACAGAGGGAAAGAUCGUCGCGUCGAGAUUCGCACGCACGCACAGGACUCGCUGUAUAGCUGUCGACUUCGCGAGCGCGCGUUUAUACGUAUAUAUACACGAUAAAGCGUUAUUUAUAACGAGCUAUGAUGUUUUAAUAGGUCUAUAGGGGCUGUUUCGAUAGAGGCGCGCGCUUCGUUCCCCUCUCGGCCCUCUCAUAUAAUCGCAAAAGCGUGUAAUUAGUUGAUUAACGAGUAGGGUAACUUCAUUAUACGCGAAGCGAGCGCUAGCGAGAGCAAAAGAGAGGAGAGUCGUCAGGUCGAUCCCCGAGCGCGCGACGAAUGAGAUUAAGCUCCGCACUUCGUCGUUUGUAAAUAGCGUUAGAGCGUCAGUGCAUGUGUGUGGGUGGGUGAGUGAGUGACUGCGGAUGCGCUUUUGCGGUGGCGAACGCUCGCCGACAGAGAGAUAGAGCGUGUUUUACCCAAAUUUUCUUGGACAGGCAAUUCGGUGGCUUUGAUGUUGUUUGAUUAUUUUCCAAUGCGGUCGACGCGCUCGACAAUUUGCGCUCCAGCUAAACUCGAUGACGCUGAACUCGUGUGGUUCGAGAACGGACGGGUAAUCGCGAUUCGAAUGUGCGGUGUGUGAAAAAAUGCGCCAUCAAUGGUGUUGUACGAUCUGAGAUUUUCCGCUGGUUUGCGAUUUGGAAAUGUCGCGCGAAUGAAAGUAUUAAAUAAAUAAUUUAAAUUAUGAUCAAAUCAUGUGAAAGUAGAUGCAUUUUCGAUUUUCGAUAUUGUACGCGAACUCGGGAAAAUCUCAGGUCGCGGAUGUUUGGUGCGAUUGCGAAAUAAUGUGAUUCUUAUGAUGUACCGGUAAGCUUUAUACGUAUAUAUAAAGUAUUUCGAGUCUGGAAAGUAUGUUGAAGAUUGUCGAAAGGCAUUUCUGUAACUAUUCGUUUUGACAAUCGUUGAUUUAAUUUCCGACACCGUGGGGAACUGUACUUGCUUCUUUUUUUACCAAUUAACAACAACACCGUAAACUGUAAUUUUUUGUAAAUAGAUUUACUGAGAUUAACGCUGUGUUAUAUGAUUAUUAUGAUUAUAUGUAUAAUGCGUUACAAGAGGAUACAACGACGUAUUUCUUUUGCGUUUCAACGUACUUCACGUUUCUCUACCUUAUAUCUUGUUUUAAGAAACCACAAAGCAGAGUAUAUUAUAUGAAUAUUUCCUGGGUUAACAAUAAAUUCCAUUACAUUUAAAGAGUUAUAAAUAGAUAUAUAUGACUUAUUCCUGCAGCUACACACAGCUCUAUAUGUAUGUGCAUCGAUGAAAUAGUUAACUUUGUUGUUUAUACAUUUCAGCAAUCGAAAUGCUCGUGGCAUUUGCCGAUCGUCGAGUGUUGCGAGCCAUCAAACGCAUCCAAAUAAGCAGCGCGCAUCGAUCGGUUAACUGUUAAUCGAACAUGCGUCAGCUAUAUACUGUUUGUAAACUAUUAUGCACACUGUACUAUUGUAGCGUUUAGUCGAUCAGCGCGAAUUUCUAACUAAACGUGUAGAAUUAAAAUAGACAGUAAAAAGAGAAAAGGUCGAUGACGAGUACGUAUAAAGUAUUGCAAAUGGUUAAAUGUAUCUCUAAGAUUCAUUAGUGAUGUACCUUAGCUGUAAGCCUAGUGAUAAGCGGAGGAAUAAAGUAUGUACGUAGAGUAAAGCACGUUGAUCGAUAUAUUUCUAAUUUAUUAUUGUAGUCAGUUGAAGUUUUUCAUUUUCUACGUAAUUUUAACUUUAUACGUACGGUACCUUGCCAGUAAAAAAGAAGUAGGCUUAAGGCGAGAUAAGCGCAGAGAUUCUUGUAGAGAUUUCUCAAAGAGCCAAGAUCGAACAAAGACUCGGACGAGAGAAAAACUUUUUUUUGUAUUUUAACCUAUAAAAAGUGAAAGAAAAUAAAAUGUACUACACGAGAAGCAACAAGAAAAACAUACACGAAAAUUAUAUACAUGUAAUAGGAGAAGAAAAAAAACUAUUACGACUCGUAAUGAAAAUUAUUUGUGGAAAACCUCUGGCUCGUUACACGGUGCAAGCCACCCGAAACUCGAAGAAGUAAGAAUAAACAAAGGAGGCUAUAUAUAAUAAAUAUAUAUACAUGAACAUAAAUAUAUAAAUGGUAAUACAAGAAUCGAACCCUAUAAUAACACAGUAUAAAUGAUGGAAAUAGCGAUGAAUCAUUGGUAAACGGUUGUAGCGGACAGUAUAACAGUAGAGAAUAUGAAGAGAAUAAAAUAGCGUUAAUCUAAUCAUCGCACUCUAAUGCGGUCUGUUAGACAUCAGCCAAUGCUAUACGUUGUAUUCGAUGAUAUUGUAAACGCCAAUGUUUAAAGAAACAAACUAUAAGAGAUCGUCUGUUGUCGCCAAUCGUACACCAUUCCUACGAUAUAUCGUAACAGUAUUGCUAUGUCGCACUAAUAAAGAAAUAAAAUAAAGAGAACCGUUAGUACAACUACAA
This is a messenger RNA of Nasonia vitripennis (jewel wasp), 9663 nucleotides long. RefSeq names its product probable G-protein coupled receptor Mth-like 1 (gene mthl1). NCBI's taxonomy places the organism in Eukaryota, Metazoa, Arthropoda, Insecta, Hymenoptera, Pteromalidae. Gene Ontology annotation, biological process: G protein-coupled receptor signaling pathway; cell surface receptor signaling pathway. The transcript is spliced from 8 exons. Gene Ontology annotation, cellular component: membrane. Bases 473 to 2374 code for a protein of 633 amino acids. Gene Ontology annotation, molecular function: G protein-coupled receptor activity. The record is from RefSeq and is a predicted model, not a curated record.